Molecule: messenger RNA, 3303 nt
Organism: Peronospora matthiolae
Lineage: Eukaryota; Oomycota; Peronosporomycetes; Peronosporales; Peronosporaceae
Source: the annotation of a GenBank genome assembly
AUGGCGUCCCUCAAAGCGGCCGUACUGCCAUCUCUCGGCACGAGCGCUCUGCUCUUCCUCGGAGCCUCUCGACGUCUGUCCAAUGGCUCCAGCCCUUCCUCUACGCUCUCCGCCCUCUGCUCAGUGCUGUCCACGCUCGUGUCCAUUGUCCUGGUCGUGACCCUCAGCCGCGUCUUGAACUUCCUGAUCCAAGUGCGGAGAGACCACGAAUCCCUCACCCAGCACGCCUCGUCUGCCGCUCGCGACGACCUUUUACACGCUCUCGACGACAAGUGGUUCCAUACGAAGCGACAGUCCGUCAGUCGUAACCCUAGACCGCUACUGGAUCAAACAGAGUCUUCCAGUUCGCGGUCCUCAAAUCGUAGUAACGUUUCGAGUAAUUCGCUGUUCGAACAGGUAAAAGGGACGUUAAAAGACCACGACUUCAGCCUUUAUUACAGGGAACGUGCUUCAAUCUACCUGCUGAACCCGGCGACAGGGUCCUUCUUACGGACCACGCAUCAACGAAAGCUCGCGUUCACGUCGAAGCCAACCCCAGCGUGUCUUUUCCAAGUCAUUCAAGCGACAGCGUCGCAGUCAUCGUGGAGUUUCUUUUCGGUUCCGGCCCAGCGAUUUAUUGGUCAAAACCUCAUGCAGAAACUCGUUGCGAACAGCAAAAAGGUGCACGCGUGGGAGACGUUUCAAGUUUUGCAGCACUUGGACGCGCCCGCGACCAGUGAAAACUGCAGUCCAGCGGUGUAUCUCCUAUUGAGUGCUGCUCGAUUCGGAAAAGGCAUGUGGGUCGCUGACAAAACGGGCUCUCUCUCUCGCUUUUCCCAGUCAUCAGGACCUCAAAAGAGCAAAAGUACUAAAAGUUUGGAAACUGGAGCAGGAUUGCAAGUCAAUCGAGCAAUUGGGGCUCAACGUGGCGUCUACUUGUCCAAACAAUUUGAUCACGCAAUUAGAUUCGUCUACAGCUCGGAUUUGGAAGCACUAUUGGCUCUAUCAGCUCAAAUUGGACGACGAUCAGUGAGAAUGGGAUGUGAACCCAUUUCGAGGGAUUUCGUCCCUAUAGCUCCGACAUCACCUCGCUCAAUUGGAACAUUGCUCCAAGCUAAAGACGCCACAUUUCACGUGCCAAUGCUUGCGAGAUGGAAUCGUGGUGAUGUGCGUCUACCGUGGCUUGAUGCUGCUGCCACGAACGCAGCAGCUACCGAUUCAGGACAGACGCAACCAUUUUUGGAAACACCUGAAGCGAUUAUGAGUGAAAUUAUGACUGCAACGGUCCCUGGUUCGACUGUGAGCGACUUUCUCGAGAUUGUAGCUCCACGCCAGAUACGCGUUAAAUGCGCGAUUGACCGGUCAGCACUGAUAAAAUCUGGCUUACUUGAUACUGUCGCAGCAACUCCUGUGUUGAAUGUGAGUAGGUAUAGAGAAGAAAAAGGCUGUUAUGACUUGCUUUGUGACUGGCACGCGCAUCCACGCUAUGGAAUGAUACGUGCACUUUGCUAUCGCGCUGAUGCUGGUGCCGUGUCCAACAUCCAACGUCCAAGUGCUGGCAAUUGCAGGGGCCCUGCGAAAAGUGCUGCAUCAAACAAUUUAAAGGCGGCAAUUGUAGAGCAGUAUCACUCGUGCACAGUUGACACUGAUGAUGACUUGGUGGAUAGUAUGGAUGAACGAGUUUCGCAUAAGGCCGCACUGCGGACCAAGAUGUAUACUCGUGGCAUUCCGUAUAGCAAUUGUUUUUCGAUUGAGGUGCUUAUGGAGGUCGAAGACAUUCCGUUAGAUGACAAGGAUGCAAAGAGGCAAGCGUGUCCAAUGAGCGAUGCAAUCAUGUCUUGUCUACCAGGUCAAGAGGUUAAUUCGGCCUUACAAAUUCGGUGGCGAGCAAGCGUUGUUUUCUCAAGACACAUAAAGCUCAAGGCACAGAUUGAGCGUGGGGCUCUAAACGGCGUUCAAAGCAGUUGUACAUCAAUAUUAAAGCUGCUGCAAAAGACAAGUGCAAGACACCGCGUCGUGUCACCAGGUGAGCGACAGAAUCCCAUCUUGAACGCCGAUGGCUUCGACAAAGCGGAAUCUACGAACUGCAUUACCGCUUUGGCAGCAAACAGCAACUCGUGUUCAUCGUUCGUUCGAGGCGCACGGGAAAAGUGCCACAGGCAUCAGGAUUUGGUUAUGCUGCCUCAAGCAUUUGCUCUCGAAGCUAUUAAGGGCCUUGUAUCUGCGAUUGCGGAUACGAAUCUGCUUUCGGACAAUCUUAGCACCUUACCGGUCCAGCUACCGUGGAGGUCAUUUACCUGUCGGCAAUCCUCGGUACGUCCUAAGCCUCUGCAUGCAGUAGCAGCUACCAUGACUGCUAUUCCUUUUUUUGAAAGCAAACCGGAGGCGUUUGUGGGGGUUCUUGACGAAGACUUGGGCAGUAAGGUGACGGCAGCACUAUUUUUUGAGGCGUUACUGUCAGAUGCUUUGUCUUAUUUCCGCCUUCCUCACGCUGAUAGUGGCACGAGGGAGGUGGAUAUAAGUGCCUGGCGAGCCAUCGUAUCACCUGGACAACCAUAUAAGCGAACGAACGGAUACAUACGCAAACAGGUGUUUCGAAUGCCACUGAAUGGAAUACCCGGAGUUGAAGUAGCACGAGUUGAGGAUUUCCAGUACUAUGCAUUUGUUAAGGCUUGGAAUCACGAUUCGCCGGCACCGGUAGUCGCGCAAUACAAUAACACUCGUAUUGGCGAUAAACUAGAAAUCUGCAAUGGAAGUACCGAUGCUUCUCAAGUCCCCACGGGGUGUUUACCUAUCCAGAAUGAGGAAGCAAACGCUCGUAAAGUGAAGCACUACAGCUUACACCAACAGCGUCUUGAGUUUGGUAUGAAGCUUUUCGUUCCUGCGUUGCCUGGAGGGUCUCUUUUUUCGAUCGAAGUAUUGGCAAUUGUGGAGCCUGCAAAGAACGACUCGUCCGACCACUCUCUUCGCGUCUUCUUUGCAACACCAUCGCAAAAUCGGCACCCUCAGGUGCGGGAACACGCCGUCGACAAUCGAUAUGUGGUGGAUGGUAUUUCGCGAGGGCUAAGGCAGAUUUGGAAGCAAAUAGCGCAGACAAUGACGGAAGUCUGCGAAUCAAAUCGUGACUUCUUUGACCAACCUCGUCAAGGUCAGUCUUCUGUGCACACGUCUCACGGAUUCAACAACGAUGAAAUGUGCUUGCUACGAAGGUUACGGACCAACCUGGAUUUGCCAACGCAUGAUGAGCUAGCCUCCCGAUUGGUUGAAGCGAUUGCAACGGCGUACAGUCGAACGAUAGAUCGCAAAGCACACGCAGAAUGUUAA